GAACCGUGUCGACGUCUACUUUUCUGGAGCGACUUUGCUUUGGGGCGAAGAGAGGGAGUGCCAGUCGAGGCGAAGCGCGCCGAUGUCCUUCUUGUUCAAGUCAUCGCCGCGGCCCAAGCCGACGCCGGCGGAGCUCGCCAAGGCCAUCAAGGAGAGCUUCUUGGCCCUCGACACCAGCACCUUUGCUAAGGCUCUUGAAGAAGUUCAAAAGAAUAUCCUUUCUAUGAGACAAAUGCUUUCAGGGGAUGGAGAAGUUGAACCAAAUGAUGAUCAUAUUUCACAGUUGGCUAUUGAAAUAUGCAAAGGAGAUGUUCUUGCUCUUUUCGUUCAUAAGUUGCCAUCAUUGAGUUGGGAAGCCAGAAAAGAUUUGGUGCACUGUUGGUCCAGUUUAUUGAUGCAGAAUUGCUGUGUGGAAUAUAUUGAGAAUAAUUUGGAACUUGUGGAUUUCCUUGUCAUCUGCUACAACAACAAAGAAAUUGCAUUGAGCUGCGGUAACAUGUUGAGGGAGUGCAUCAAAUAUCCAACUCUUGCAAAAUGUAUCUUGGAAUCAAAUAGCUUUGAAUUAUUUUUCAAAUAUGUGGAACUGCCGACCUUUGAUAUAGCUUCAGAUGCUCUUGCUACCUUCAAGGACUUGCUUACAAAGCAUGAAACUGUGGUCUCUGAAUUUCUGAUUUCACAUUAUGAUCAGUUCUUUGAGCUAUAUGAGAAGCUACUGACAUCUCCAAACUAUCUAACAAGAAGACAAUCCUUGAAGAUUCUCUCGGAUUUCCUUUUGGAAUCCCAAAAUCUGCAAACAAUGAAGCGCUUCAUUCUAGAAGUUCGAUUCUUGAAUAUUAUGAUGGCACUAUUAAAGGACACAAGCAAGAAUAUCCAGAUUUCUGCCUUCCACAUUUUUAAGGUAUUUGUGGCUAAUCCAAACAAGCCACCGGUAAUUAUCAAUGUCUUGAUAGACAACCAUGAAGAACUUUUGAUGUCACUGCAAAAUCUUCCUAUGAGCAAAGGUGAAGAUGAUCAAUUUGAAGAGGAGAAAGAUCUAAUCAUCAAGGAGAUCGAGAAACUUUCGGGUCUAUGAAAUGCCAGUACAUAGGUCUGCCUUCCUAAUUAAUUAUAUACAUCUACUUUAUUUGAUUAUAAUGUUUGCGAGGUGUUCAUCAUGGCUCUCAUUCAUAAAGGUAUUUUAAUGUUUAAUUAAACCUGGUUUUAGAUCAACACUAGUGGAGAUGGGUGUAUCUUUCUCUAUCU
Molecule: messenger RNA, 1242 nt
Organism: Musa acuminata subsp. malaccensis (wild Malaysian banana)
Lineage: Eukaryota; Viridiplantae; Streptophyta; Magnoliopsida; Zingiberales; Musaceae
Biological process (GO): intracellular signal transduction
Molecular function (GO): protein serine/threonine kinase activator activity
Source: RefSeq, a predicted model, not a curated record